Molecule: messenger RNA, 2980 nt
Organism: Morone saxatilis (striped sea-bass)
Lineage: Eukaryota; Metazoa; Chordata; Actinopteri; Moronidae
Gene: cep68
Product: centrosomal protein 68
Source: RefSeq, a predicted model, not a curated record
GAGAGACAGUUGGGUGUUAGCAGAAGAGAAGAAAGUCAGCAACACACUGAUAUGAACUUCUUGACAAGAGCGAGAUCGGAGCUGACCCCAGAGAGCUUCAGCCUCUCUCACAAUGACAUCUCCUCUCCCUCGUCCUCUAGAGAAGAGCUUGGCUCGCCCCUGGCUGUCUCAGAGCUCAGGACCACGCUGUGCCGGGAAGAACCCACCUUUAGAUCACCUUCCCCUGGAUGCAGAUCAGCUCAGCGGAGCCUCUCGAGCUCCAUCCUGGAGGUCCAAAGACUGAACCCUCCUUUGAGGCCACGACUGACCUCCACUGUCCUGUAUCCUACCUACACCCCUCGCUCAGGGUACUCUAGGACAGGCCAGAUGCAGUUCAGGCUCGGAGGGAGGGAGAGGGGAGGUGGGGGAGAGAAAAAAACAUGCUCUUCUGGAGGACACUCAGUGUCUCCCUAUCAGGCGAACCACUGGGCCUGUGCCAUCCCUAAAUCUUUGCCUCCAUCUCCAGACAGACACUCUGCAGGCUGGGACCCAAACAGGGAGUACCAAGACCUGCUGGAUUACACCUACCCUCUGAGACCGGGACAGGUGGUCACUGAGUGGGGCAGCUCCGAGCUCCAGAGAGAGUCUCUCCUCCAAACAGAUCCAAACUUGCAGGACUCAGGGAUCGAACUGGACCACAUUUGUAGCUCCACCAGCCUGUCAGGGUUGGGCUUUACUGUGAGUGGCACGGGGCAGACCAGAGAACGAAGCACUCUUAGCGCGGGUCAUAGGUCACCUAACCUGCAGGCAUUCUCUAAAUCCUCAGAUGGUCUUCCCUCCAGUACCCAGCUCUCCUUAACAGACCCUGUGGGUUUGUCCUUGGACAGUCUAGACUCCAGUAAGGACAGAGGUGGAAUGAAUCAUUACAAGAGCGAUGGUCACCAUUAUCAGCGCCAUGCACUGUCCUCCUCCACCUCCACUGCUUACAUUCGCUCCACCAGUGUUCUUCCACUGUCCAGGUGUGUGUGUGGGGAGGUGGACGAGGAGUUCUGGCCUCUUCCGGAGCAGCUGGAGGAGCUGCAGCUGCUGUCCAGACAGGUGCGGGAAGUGACGGCCCAGCUGAGCCAGCCUGUCACAGCCAGCUGGGAGUCUCUGGGGCCAGGCACCACCUCCAUCCUGUCCUCCAUCACCCUGCCUGACAAACAAGAGGCUGAAGCAAAAGAGCCGCAGGCACACAGACACACAGACGAAGGAAAAGAUGAGACGGGCAGAGAGGGGAUCAGUGCUGCUCAGACGGCAGCUGAUCACUCUGACGCAGUGAGGAGAAGUUCUAGAGCCUGGGUAGAGCCCAUUGGAGGGGGACUGAGUCGGUCCAGUCUCAGGGAGGUGGAGGCCUUGGUGGAGCAGCUGUGUGGCCUCACCCUGCCUGGCAGCCGUAGGAGCAGCCAGGAGAACCAGGAGCAAAGUGACUCCCUGAUGAAGCACAUCCAGGUCUUCUGUUCACAUCUGGAGCUGCUCAUCCAGCGGCUGUACGCGGUAUCAGAGAAGAUGGAGCUGCUGGCCGCACCCACUGUGGACAUCGACAGCGUGAGGUCGUCUCUGGCUGAGUAUCAGAGUUUUCAGAGAGAGGUGAGCAGCCAUCAGCCCCUGACCUCCUCUGUUCUGCACAGCGGACAGCUCCUCCUCAGCUGCCUCAACACCACGUCUCCAUUCUUAAGAGAUGCCCUGCUGUUGAUUGAGAGGCAGUCUGGAGCUCUGGAGACACACACCAAACACUUCUUCUCCUCCAUCCUGUCUGCCAUGGACAGCCUGACCCAGCCCAGUCUAGUCCAGCAGAGCAGAGAGGAGGACCUGGGCCCUGUGGGCUUCCAGGGGUCCACUGUAUGAACUGUCUGCAGGACGCAUCUGUGUACAAGCAUAUGGUUUCUCUCACUUAUUUAUUAGUUUUCUUCCAAACAAUUAAUACAAGGUUUUUUGUCUGUUUGUAAUGGAGAGCAAGAUUUUCAGAGUUUGCAAAGAACUUCCAUGAAAACAUUCAGGACCAAUUUAAACUGAUCACAUUGAAUAAUACAGGACCUCGAAGUGCUCCUAAAACCCUUUUCUAUAUUGUCUUAAUAUUGCACUGCUUUUUCUACUCAUACAGACUUAACCCUCUUCGGGUCAGGCUUUCUAUCACUUGUAAUGUUUAAUGUUGAGUCUCAGUCCGACCUGAAAAGAAGUUACAGAGUGCUGCAGGAAUGAGUCCUUUUGGUUAGAUGUCUGGAACUGAGGUUUGUGGUUGAACAAGCAAGACAUAAAUAGGAUUGCUCGAGUCUUGGUGGGGUGGGCUACCAUAUAAGGACAUUUAUCAGCAAGUACCCCACCUGGUGAAUGCUGAAUCGUUUACGUUCCUUAAAAGUGUCUUAAUGAGAGUAGAGAGGUUGUCUGUGACAUUAAAACACAGAGACUGAUCUACUCAUUAGUCCGCCUUUACAGCCUCGCUACAGCUCUUGUAAACUAUUCUAACUCAAACUUUACAACUCGUAGAUUUCAUUACAAGUUGGAACUUUAGUGCUGGUGAAGUAGCGUAGUUCAUUUAUGGCCUAAUGUUAGCGGUUUCCUUUUGCCGAUCAUCAAUUAUAAAAGUGGUGUUCAUUAUUGAAGAUGAUCUUGCUAAACAAAACAAAAGUAAGUAUCAUAAAUCAUUGUUUACCACAGUAAAUAAUCCAAAAUAAAGUGGAGAAAUCCCAUUGGCUCUGUGUCGAAGGAACAGGGUGUUGCUUAAUACGUCAUCCCUGCAGCACUCUAUAGAGUCCACAGAGCAGCAUCUAGAACAUGUAGGCAGAAACUGUGUGUGUGCAAUAGGAAUAACAAAAAAGGAACAUUUCAAAGCCUUUUUAACAUUCAUUUUGUGAUUAAAUCAUUGAUUCAUCAUUCCAGGGUGUAACAUUAAGAAGAUCUAUUUUUAAAAUUUUGUACAAUAACCUGAAUAUAGGAAUUGUUGUGUUUUCAUUACCUUAGA